Molecule: messenger RNA, 1863 nt
Organism: Ricinus communis (castor bean)
Lineage: Eukaryota; Viridiplantae; Streptophyta; Magnoliopsida; Malpighiales; Euphorbiaceae
Exons: 3
Coding region: 483-1538 (351 amino acids)
Source: RefSeq, a predicted model, not a curated record
AAGCCACCAAAGAGCUCCUUCUCUCUCUCUCUCUCUCCCUCUCCUCCAACAUUUGACAUCUUUGUGGACUCUUUUGCUUCUAUUUUUUUAUUAUUAUCUUUGUGAAUACGAUAGCUAAAUUGCUAAGUAGGGACUCUGGUUACAGAAAGAAAGAAUCUCAUAAUGAUUGAAUGAAGAAGAAGAAGAAGAAGAAAUGAGAAUAAAGUGUUAGAUUCCCAUUUACCAAACUCCCUGCCUAUCUUUUCUUUAUUAUUAUCCUAAUUUCCCUUAUUUUAUGUUUUAAAGUAAAAUUUUUUUAGUGUUAUUUUUAUUUUUAUUUAUUCAUUUGUAUGAUCUGAGUCCUAAUUCCACUUUUCAAUCUUUCUACCUGCCCGAUCUCCUCCUCAAAACGUCAAUACCCAAUUGGGUUUUGUUCCUCUUUCUCAAAUCUCUUGCUUUACAAUAAGAAUUUUUUAUCUGGGUUCUGUAAGAAAAGGCAAAUUAUGUCUCCUUUAAAUGGUAAUGCUCAUUGUAAUGGUACAAGUAACAGUAAGAAUUACAUAGAGCAUCAGGUCUCCAAGAUGGAUACUCUUGCUGGUGUUGCCAUUAAGUAUGGAGUUGAGGUGGCUGACAUCAAAAGAUUGAAUGGGUUGGCUACUGAUCUUCAAAUGUUUGCUUUGAAGAAGUUAUUGAUACCAUUACCAGGAAGGCAUCCCCCUUCCCCUUUUUUCCCUAGUGCUUCUGAUUCUCCAGGUGGGAGCGGCCUUGAUAAAAUGUCUUCAUGCCCACGCUAUUCCAAUGUGUUGGAUUCAUUAGAGUCAUUGAAAUUGAAAUCCACCCAGCAGAAGAUUUCUCCAGCUAUGAGCACUCUACGGAAAUACUAUGGUCUCAAAUCUUCAAAUCACAAUGGUGCAGCUGAAGGCACAGAGAUGGCUGUCUACAGGACAGGGAGCUCAGAUGAACUGACUGAGGGUUUGUUGCCUAAAACUUCACCAAUCUCUGGUUCACCAUACCAGAAUCUCAAAUCCCGGAAUUUUGCUAAUGGUUUAUCACCCGAGGAUUGUAUCACGGUAGAUUACAUACCUCUUGCAGAAGCUGGAGAUGGAGAAGGUGAGAAAUCCAGUGAGAAGUCUGUCCGAAGACGUCAGAAAUCUGAAGCAGAUUUUAGAGCUGGCACACCAGAAAAGUUGUUGAAGGAAGAAAACAGUGGCGGAAGUAGUAAUUUUUCACCUGUGACAGGAAAGGGUUUAGCUAUGAGACCUAAAUCAGCAAGCCGAGCAAUGCUCUACUCUGAAUCAGAGCCAGGAUGGUUAAAUUCUAUUCCAGUAGGUUUGGGAGAUUCUAUAAUUGCUAAUGGACUGACUGGAGUUCGGAAAUCAUCAAGCACGCCGAGCCUGCAUGACCAGGAGAACGGUAAUUCCUCUUCGGUUUGGCCAACUUCAAAAUGGAGUUUGAAAACGGACUUGCAGGCUCUAUCGACCGCAGCAAUCACUAUACCUAUGUUUGAUGGCUUACCAAAGCCGAUAUCUGGACGCAGGAGCAAAGCUGCCCUUGAUUAGUGCGACUUACUGCACAUUCUACUGGAAAUUUUUUUGUUCUGUAUUCUGAUAUAAUGGGAAUGGAGCAUCAAAGCCCCCCAACUACUGUGUUAUAUAGCUGCAAAGGGAAAUUGAAAGAGGAGAACAUCCAGAGAAACAGAAAGGUAAGAAAAUACAGUAUUAGGUUAUUUGUUGAGGGAAAAAAAAAAAAAGCUGCAAGAAGGUUGAAAUUGUUAUUUUUACAGCUUUAAAUUGUCACUUUUUAACAGGGUGUUCAAAUCAAGAUCAAUAAUCUCAGUAGUUUAUAAUGUAUACAAAAGAAAAAAGGCCAUUGUCUUAUGCAUAA